Messenger RNA from Moneuplotes crassus, 474 nucleotides. The record is from the annotation of a GenBank genome assembly. Lineage: Eukaryota; Ciliophora; Spirotrichea; Euplotida; Euplotidae.
UUAAAUUUAUCUUAAAUCUGAAUUUAGGAAACAGGAGUCGCAUAGUUCAGCAAGGGAUUUAGAGAAGAUAGGUGUUUUUCACCGUGGUCAUUGAGCAGUUCCUACAGAUCAUCCCAUUUGUGCUUGGACUGGAGCAUUGAGGGCACUCCCAAUACCCUCCCAUGGCUGGAUUGAAGUAUUCUAAGGAGUUGAUAUUUUUGAAAGCAUCAUCUCCAGAUCACAGCCCAGAGGAUUCUUGGUCAGUGAGGAAGAUAUCCUGCUCAGUUUUCUGUUCUUCAGGGAUUUCAUUGAAAAUGUCUAAGUAUAUUUCCUCCUGUGGAGGCUGGUAGCUUACCUGACUGGUUUUGCCUCAAUAAGGACACUUGAACCAUUCAUUUCAAAUGAAUUUGACUAAGCAGGGGUCACAAUAAUUGUGCCGACAAGGAUCGGAUCUAAUCCAAGUAUUGCUAUCAGUGAGGUAUGAUCAAAGGCUUC